CCCAUAUGGUCCGCUGCCUCAAAAGUCUUUAAUUGAACUCGUGGUCGUCGAUGGCGGAUCAACAGAGAAUCCAUCCCGUCUCCGACAUCGAAUCGCCUCCACAAGCCUCUCCGACAGCCCCCUUGGUUCCAGUAGGCUCCACGAAAUCCGACCACGUUAACCCCGUCCAACAACAUCAACCCGACAACUCCCAUGGCACUGCUCCUGUUAACCAUACGAGAACUCCCAAGAAAAGGAGAAGCUGUUGGUGCAGGUGCUUGUGUUGGACACUGUCUAUUAUCUUGCUCCUAAUCGUCAUUAUAGGGAUCAUCGUUGGCAUCUUAUUCCUCGUUUUCCGACCGAAGCUGCCGGAUUAUUCCAUCGACGGUCUGGAGGUAACGCGGUUCAAUCUCAGCUCCAAUUCUAGCUUGUCUGCUGGCUUCGACGUUAACAUCACCGCCAGAAACCCCAACAGAAGAAUCGGAAUAUAUUACGAAGGAGGUAGCCGUAUAACCGUAUGGUACAACGAAACCCAACUGGUGCAAGGGUCUAUACCAAAAUUCUACCAGGGUCAUCGGAACACGACCGUGCUGGUUGUGCCGAUGUCGGGACAAAUCCAGAACGGUACCAACUUGCUGGCGUCGCUGCAACAGCAGCAGCUGCAGACGGGGAACAUACCUUUGUUGCUGAGGGCCAGACAACCUGUGAGAGUUAAGCUUGGGAGCUUAAAGCUGCCGGAAAUGAAGUUCACGGUUCGGUGCCGGCUAGUGGUGGAUGCUUUAUCUGCUAACAAUGCCAUCAGAAUUUCGAGAAGCAGCUGCAGGUUUAGGUUUAGGCUUUAGACCUCCAGUUUCUUGACUGCUGAAAUUAUAUUACUUUAUCCAUAUUUUUUUACAUACAUUUUAUUUUUCUUUAAUUUUUCAUAAAAAAU
Hibiscus syriacus is the source of this 910-nucleotide messenger RNA. Its product is annotated as NDR1/HIN1-like protein 6. The record is from RefSeq and is a predicted model, not a curated record. Gene Ontology annotation, cellular component: plasma membrane. The transcript has a single exon. NCBI's taxonomy places the organism in Eukaryota, Viridiplantae, Streptophyta, Magnoliopsida, Malvales, Malvaceae. Bases 51 to 821 code for a protein of 256 amino acids.